AUGGAAUCCCCAUAUAUUACUUUUUUUAUUUAUGCUUUUAGAAUUCUCUCCUUCUUUUGCUCAUUAGUAUUAGUAAUUAAGGUCAGAAAAAUAAAAAAUUUUUUACAACAACAACAACAACAACAACAACAACAACAACAACAACAACAACAACAACAACAACAACAACAACAAAAUAAAAAUAUCGAAGCUAGUGCUUCCAUAAAAAUAGACUCCUUAGAAAACCAAAAAUCAUCCUCUUCCUCUUCUUCUCCUUCCUCUUCUCCUUCUUCACCAUCAUCCUCUUCUCCCUCCUCUUCUUUACCAUCAUCUUUUUCUUCAAAUUUAUCUUCCGGAUUAUCUUUUACUUCACGAUCAUCAUCACCAAUAUCCUCUUCGCCAUCAUCUUUGCCAUCAUCUCCUUCUUCUUCAUCAUCAUUACCUUCAUUAUCACCAAUAAAUAAUAGUUCAUUGAAACCAGAUGAUAUAAAUAUUGAUACAAAAGAUAGGGACAAAAUUUUAUCUUUAAAAAACGAAGAAUUUAAAGAAUCAGAAUAUACCAAUGGUAAUUCUAACACCCACUUCCACUAUCACUAUCACAUUCAUAAACACCUUCACAUUCACCUUCAUCAAAAUGAUUAUAGUGAUGAGGAAAGUUUCGAUAUAGAUUAA
Dictyostelium purpureum is the source of this 651-nucleotide messenger RNA. RefSeq lists its product as uncharacterized. The transcript has a single exon. Bases 1 to 651 code for a protein of 216 amino acids. The record is from RefSeq and is a predicted model, not a curated record. Lineage: Eukaryota; Evosea; Eumycetozoa; Dictyosteliales; Dictyosteliaceae.